Molecule: messenger RNA, 5143 nt
Organism: Sinocyclocheilus grahami
Lineage: Eukaryota; Metazoa; Chordata; Actinopteri; Cypriniformes; Cyprinidae
Product: proline-rich transmembrane protein 3-like
Exons: 6
Coding region: 592-3582 (996 amino acids)
Source: RefSeq, a predicted model, not a curated record
AACGAACGAACCUAGGCUCUGUAUUUGUGUCGCAAUGUUUUCACGGGCACUGGAGGAAAUUCAAAAGACAAAUGAAUGAACGACGCUAACGACUGAACUGCAACAGCUACAGUCUCACAGAAAUGCAAGUAAAUGCCCAAUGCUGUGAUUGGCGAACUUCAUCGUGCCUUAUCCACGCUCUCCUCAAUGCCAUGCCUGACGUGUUUUGAUGCUGGAGAUGGCCAGCACUCUAUGUGGCCAGAGCCUAUAUGUGUUUGAGUCUGAGUCAGAUCCCAAGGCAGAAGAAAGUGAACCAUGAACCAGUGCAACCACAGUUGCAACAGUCUGCUUCAGCAUGGUGGGUGAGGAGAAAAAUGACAUCUUGUUUUACACUAGGUUGAUCUCGGGAAAAAUAUACUUUGGAUACUUUGUAGAGAACUGAAGCUGAAACAACUAAUUGAUAAAAUGCAAUGCAACAGCAAAAUCCAUCCAUCCAUCCAUCCUUCCAUCCAUCCAUCCAUCAGGAGAAGAAAUGAGAAGGAACAGUUGAGCAUAUGAUUUCAACAAGCAACCACAGCCAUAGGCAGUUUCACUAUAAGACAGACUGUCACUAUGGUGCCUCUACUCCAACUCUUUCUUCUAGUGCCUCUAAUUAAGCCAAUCACAAAUCAUGUCCAUGGAAUCUCUCUUUCUUCUCCAACCACUCAUUCAAAUCACAGCCUGUUUUCUCACACUUACAUGUUUGUCAGAAAAACUGAUCACAGAUUGGCAGCCAAUGCUGCGUUAGAAACUGUGAGACCAUUUCUCCAUGGCUUCUAUCAGAAAAGUGUCAUUAAAUCAAGUGGAGAUUCAAACGAAUGGACAGAAAGCAGAAAUACUGAGGACACAUUGUCAGAAAAUACAUCACAUACUGACAUAACUGGGUCAAGAGGUAUAUUUUUAUUAUCACCCAAAAACAGAUUCAAAAGAGGUCCUACCCAAAAUGCCAGAAUACCACAAGAUGCUGCUGGAAAAGAAAAGGAGACUGCUGAUGAGACAGAGUCAAUGACAGAAGAACCAGUUGCUGAAUUCGAAGAGAAAGACUUGUCAACAGUUAGGUCAGGAGAUAUGUUAAUACCCAGAGAAAUGGGCUUCGUUGGAUCAUCAACAGAGGCAAUAUCAUCUCUUGAUAAAAAGCAUACCCAGUACAGACCGCAAGUUCAGACUGCUUAUAGUGUGCUGGCUAGUUUGGCCACAGUACAGACAAAUCCAACAAUCAACCCUUCACUCGGGAAGGGUUCUACAACUUCACCACCUAUUGAAAAGCCUGUAUCCACUUCCAGGAGCAUUAGCCAACUGGACGCCAACAGGACUGAACUGGAAAUAGGUAGGUUUGGGAUAACCACUCCAGCUAAAAUUCAGCCAAGGCAGUUUACCACUUUACAGUCACAUACUGAAGCCACCUCUCUUAGCACAAGCACAACCAAUCUACAACUAGAGGCACCAUCACUGGGAGUGGACAUCAUUACUUCCAACUAUUCACAACCAAAAAGCACUUCACACUCAACAAAAUCAGCAAAAAUACCCAAUGACCAGUCGAAAGAGCCAGGAACAAAAGGAACAGUGACCGAUAUAAAGAACACUAAAGACAUACCCACUUUUCUAAGGACUGCCUCCCCUCAUCCGACUGGACAUGGACAUUUUCUAUUCUCAGAAAAUGAUGGAAGAUUUACAGAGAAGGACCAGUCAGUCUCACAGGGAAUAGUCCCAUCUCUGAAGUCAAACCCUGCCUCUCCAACCUAUGCCCUACCCAAGGACCCCUGUGCUUCUGGUGUGGGUCCCUGUGUUUUUUCCAAAGAUCAAAACAACGAUGAUAAAUAUGGCACAACAAAUGGGAGCUUUUUAGUGUGGGCAGACUUAAAACGCACACUUUCAUUUGCAUGGGAACUGCAUGUAUUUGGUUCUGCUGCGCUUUUCCUUCUGCUGACUGCUGGCUCAGCCCUCGGUUUAGCAUUAUCUCCCAGCUUGAACUGCCCUCACCGUGGUGAACUGAUACUCACCAAUAGCCUCUUGCUAGUUGCAGGUGCAGUUAGAGCAGGCCACUUCUUGCUCGACCCAUAUGGGACUCGGCUCCUCCUGCCACCUCCUGUCAUAAUAGCUUUAUACACUCUGCCGUUACCGCUGUUAAUUCUGGCACAGGCUGCAUUAGUGAUACUGGUACUAAAAGAGACAGGGGUAACCUGGCUUCCACCAACACUUCAGCGUCCCCCUCUUUUAGGAGUGUUAGCUGUUUUCCAAUGCACUCUCCUACUUGCUGCAGACUUACUUUCCCCUGCGCUUUCGCCUGCUGUUCCCAUUGUCCUCCAGAGCCUCACGCUGACUGCAGGCCUCGUACUGUGUUUAGGCUACCUUUUCUUGGUACUGCCACGCUUCUCUCACACACAUGCAGCUCGGGCAGGGAAUAAGGGUACGGGUGAAGGAAAGGUGCGGGUUUUAGCACGGGUACUGGCAGUGUGUGCUCUUCUUGGGGCGCUGUGCUGUCUGUUGCACAUUUAUGCCUGCUUGUGGCUGUAUGGACUUCUAGGAGACUGGAGGCGCUUUCGUUGGGCAUGGUGGCUCUGUCAGUUCUGGGUACGACUUUUGGAGCUUGCCUGGGCUUUCUGCCUUCUUCUGAUGUCUUCCUGGGUCUUCUGGAGACCCAAUGGAGGAGCACCAAGACAGGAAGGAGCUGCCACAGCAAGCUUGGCCUCACCCUCCCAAUCAUCAGACUCUACCAGCAGACAUACUUGCUGGGCGAAGAUUGUGCAGAGCCUCAAGGUAAGGCAACAAAGGAAAUCCGAAAGCAAUGGGAUUGGAGGGUCAAAUAGUGGUGCAGGGGCCGGAGAGUUGCCCAAUAACUGGGCAGGACAGGAGCGAUCAGGGGCAGACAUUAGCAAGAGCCUCAUACAAAAUCGUGAUCCACUCAAAGACAGCAAUCAUUUGCGCAAUCUGAAAGGCUCUGCAGGUUCAUUGCUAAGGCUGCAGGCACUUGCUCAGCCACCUCAGCGCGCUUUAAGCAGCAGUUUGGACAGGGACAAGGAGUCAGCCAUAUCCCUCUGUGAUUUUGACCUGCGCCCACCAACCCCAAUUGACCUCAGCCGCAGUAUUGAUGAGGCACUUCAUCGUGAGCAUCUAUUAUGGGGUGAAAGUUUGUUCCAGCCACUGCGACCGCCAUCACCUCCUCCGUCUCCGGACCUGUGGAUGCGACGGAAUAGUGACCCCCAAAUCACGCUGUCACUGAGCAGUGAUGAACACACAUUGCUCACAGAGUCCUCCGCAGGUCUGGAUCGCUCCAUUCCUAGUGCUGUGCCCAGCCGACAAGUCACAGCGCCCCCCACACCCACUCAUCAGGGCUUCCGUUGGGUCUCUGAGGCACAAGUGCCUUCCUCUUUGUCCUGCCCGGUCUCACUGCACCCUUCCCCAAGCACAAGCCGUGACCUCGUGCCCAGUGCAGAAAACACAAGGCCGUUUCUAACCCCUGACCAUGACAGUUCACUAUCAAAUACCAGAGGGGGGCAAAGUUACUUGAAAGUCGCUCGAAAUGAUGACUCAGCCAGUGUCAUCAGUGACAUUAUUGACCUUUGAACAUGUUAUGACGCACAGCAACUCCAGAUUACAACACAUUCACAUUCUCUAAAAAGUAGAGAUUAUACAUUUAAUCCUGACUUGCAGUUUAAUUGCUGUAUAAUGGCACUUAAAGGGGAGGAGGAACAUACUGUUAAGUGGCUUCAUCAGAUUUUAUUAAAUGGACUGAAAUGUUAAGUGCAGUAAGCACUGGAAAUAUAAGUUUUUCCUUUAAAAGUCUUGUUUACAGUAAUGCACAUACUAUAGAAGUCUAUGGGGCAAAGCAUACCAGAGGCAGAAAUCUGCAGCUUGUAUUCGCUAUUAUUAAUGUUUUCGUACAAAAUGUGUGUUAUUUGAUCUGUAAACUUGUCGUUUUAGUGGUGGGAUCACUAUUUUAGGCAAAAUAACCUCUAGAUGUGAAUUAACUUAUUUUCUGUUGGUGUAGUUGCUCUACGUAAAAUACUUUGGCAAAAAGUUAGUAGUCUCCUGUUGUCACAUGUUAUAUUUAAGUUUUGUGGCUGUACUUUGCAGUAGUGUGCGUAUUUUUAUGUUUAUUCUGGUGCAGUGCCUUGUCCCAUAGAGCAACCUAAGUGCUACCUUAGCAUGCAUUGUGAGAGCUGUGUCUGGACAGUGUUUUUUCCCCCUGUUGCACUGCAUUUGAACAGAAAUUAUACUGGAUGUGCCAGAACAUGUUGACUUUCUGGCCCAUUCUUUGUACUUCCAGUUUAUUACUGCAAUGCAGCAUACCUAAAACAUACUAUUCUCACAACUGGAGUUAUGUUUAGUAAAAUAAUUUUGAUAUAAAUGACUUGUCAGCAAAGCAGACCAGAAUUUGGUGGUUGGUAUAUUCAGCGGUUUAGUCAAAAUUUCAACACAGCUGGAUGCUCAACUCAUAACUACUUUAUUCGAUACAGAAGAACUCUUAUGUGAGCAAUAAAUUAUAAAAAGCCGUGAGUAUAACAAACAGAUUAUGUAUAUACUAUGUUUUUGUUUGUAAAUGAUGUAUUCUGAUUACAUUUAAUGCAUUUACUGUGAAUGACAAUCUUUCCUACUGCAAACAUAUACUGAUCCUGGCAGAGUAAGGACUAAAGAUACACUAGAUUUCUCCAGGCAUAUCUGUCUGUAGGACAAUAAAACAGGUACACAUCUUGAGAAAUGUUAAUGUGCACCAUUUAAGUGUGACAUGAAAGGAACAUGAUUCUAUGCUUUGUACAUUUUCUUGUUGUUUAGUUGAAAAGUUUUGUUCUUCUCCCUUUCAUUUUUAAAAUGGCAAGGAACGGUUUUAAUAUUACUUUUAUAUUUGCAAAUAAACAGGAUGUUGUAUAUAGAGAUUCCAGUCAGAGGUUGAUGAAUUCUUACUGAAUUUUUCCCCUGAAUUUUUUACUUUUAUUUAUUUAGUCCCAAUGCAUUUUUGUGUGGUCAAGUUAGCUUUUGAAUAAAACAAAUGAAAGAGCUGUCACCAACAUACUGUACUGAAUAUGAUAAGUAACUUUUUGAUGGGACAGUUUACACACUGUUAUUUUAAUUAUAUUUCAUGAAACUUUAAUAAUCUAAAUAAGCACCACUGUCUUUGUGAAAGAGU